AUGACGGACAAACUCCCACCCAUGCUGCUGCAGCUGUUCGCCCCGCGGCCUCCGUUGCGCUGGGUUGAACCUUCAGACCACGCGCCCGAGAAGCGCCAAACGCCCAACAUUGGUGGCAUUGGCCAAUACAUGCAGGCGCUGAGAGAAUACAAGGACAAUGACGGAUACGUGCCUUCCGACAGCUGGCUGCAGAAGCGCGACCGCAGGAAGCUCGAGAAAAAGGAACGCCAGGAGAAGCUGCUCACCGAAGGCGUCAAAGACUACAAGCCUCACGACGACCCCAAAGUUCAGGGCGAUGCCUUCAAGACGCUCUUCGUAUCGCGCCUCAACUACUCCACCACCGAAGAAGACCUGGAGCGCGAGUUCGGCCGCUACGGUCCCAUCGAGCGUAUCCGCAUCGUCGAGAAUGUGAAGGCAGCCCCCGAUGCACCACUCAAGAAGCGCAAACGCGGAUAUGCUUUCAUCGUAUACGAGCGCGAGAAGGAUAUGAAGGCUGCAUACAAGGAGACGGACGGUAUGAGGAUCAAAGACCGGAAGGUGACCGUCGAUGUCGAGCGUGGUCGCACCGUGUCCGGCUGGCGACCCCGCCGCUUCGGUGGUGGUCUUGGAGGCCGGAACUACACUAAGCAAGCUGCUGCUCGCUCCGGAGGCGGAGGCUUUGGUGGUCCUCCAGCUGGUCCAGGUGGCUUCGGUGCACGACCAGGCGGCUUUGGAGGUGGCCGCUUCGCUGGUGGCGGUCGGGGAGGUGGCUUCGGAGGCGAUCGAGGUGGCUUCCGCGGUGGCUUCGGAGGGGGUGGCCGGGGUGAUCGCGGCGGUGGCUUUGGAGGCGAUCGUGGUGGCUACGGGGGUGACCGUCGUGGCAUUGGAUUUCAGUCUAAUGGAUACGGCCCUCCAGAUGGCGCCCCAGCCGGACCUCGCGGUCCCCGCGAUUUUGGCGGAGGCAGUGAUCGAGGCGGUGAUCGGGGUGGAGGAGGCCGUUAUGGGGACCGAGGCGAUCGACGCGACUUCGGCGGCAAAGGAUCCAGCGGUGCGAACAACGAGCCGUUGGGUAGCCGAGAUCGAUACCGCGACCGUGACCGCGAUGGUGGGUAUGGCGGCCGAGAGGAUUCUGGCUCAAGGAAGCGUGGCUACGAAGGCGACAGCUACGACGAUCCGCGACAGCGCCGCAGGUACUAA
Messenger RNA from Paraphaeosphaeria sporulosa, 1176 nucleotides. RefSeq names its product RNA-binding domain-containing protein. Bases 1 to 1176 code for a protein of 391 amino acids. Gene Ontology annotation, cellular component: U1 snRNP; U2-type prespliceosome; precatalytic spliceosome. The record is from RefSeq and is a predicted model, not a curated record. Gene Ontology annotation, biological process: mRNA splicing, via spliceosome. The transcript is spliced from 2 exons. Gene Ontology annotation, molecular function: U1 snRNA binding; mRNA binding. NCBI's taxonomy places the organism in Eukaryota, Fungi, Ascomycota, Dothideomycetes, Pleosporales, Didymosphaeriaceae.